Molecule: messenger RNA, 937 nt
Organism: Pocillopora damicornis (cauliflower coral)
Lineage: Eukaryota; Metazoa; Cnidaria; Anthozoa; Scleractinia; Pocilloporidae
Molecular function (GO): protein binding
Source: RefSeq, a predicted model, not a curated record
UUACAGCUCGUGCGUUAGUUUUAAUUCAUUUAAAAUGACGUAAGCGUAAUCUGUUAGAACAGUGAGCUAUUUUCGUGAUGAAUCUCCAACAUCGACGUUGUGGUCGCCUAAAUAAUUACGGUGGAAGGAAAACAGUGGCAUCAAGCGAAUCCACAGAAAAAUUUCAGUGAAUCUGAUAUAUCUUAGUGAUAUGUACGUAAAUGCUUCUAAACUGCCUGAAAAUCUCGCACUAAAAUAAUCACCCACGUGAACUUUAUUUCUCUGAAUAAAUCUGAUGUCUCCAAGUGGGCUGCCAUCGAGCAGACUUCAAGCCGGAAGUAGCUUGCUCGCGUUUGCAGGGAAAGUCGUGCCUCAGCAUCGCUUUUAUCUGGAUUUCAAUCACAAGGCCAAGAAAUUUGAGACAGUUCUUGCAAGUAACAUUAUUGUGGUGAAACUGUCGAAAAUGGACAACGUAGAAGAACUUAUGGCAACCUUCUCGAUGGUUAUUGGGUUAGUGGUCGCUACCUUCUUCCUGAACACUGGUCGUGGCUUACAAGCCGUGAUGUUAGGCGAAGAAUGUUUGAACUUUUUAAAAUCUGACGAGCUUGAAUCGAAGACCCGUUUUCGACUUAUCAUGAAAAUCUAUACGCUAAUGUUCAAGGCGGCUUGCAUGGCUUCCAAUCACACAUCUGCAGAAAGAUAUGCCAAGGAACUUCUUGAUAUGUGCCAUGCCUCUGGUGACACAAUUGAAGAAGGAAAAAUAACUUUAACACUGGGAAAGAUAUAUGAGAGCCAAAAUGAGUUUGAAAAGGCAAAACAAUAUUAUCAGAAGGCAAUUGAUGUGACAGAAUAUACGGCUGACAAACAAACGAGGGGAAAAUGUUACUUUGCGAUGGGACAUUUAUCUUAUUCGCGUAGUGAAUAUCACAAAGCUAAGAAGUAUUUCGAGAACGCACUG